Messenger RNA from Uranotaenia lowii, 4204 nucleotides. RefSeq lists its product as uncharacterized. Gene Ontology annotation, cellular component: plasma membrane. The coding region runs from base 281 to 2554 and encodes 757 amino acids. The transcript is spliced from 10 exons. Gene Ontology annotation, molecular function: copper ion binding; oxidoreductase activity. Gene Ontology annotation, biological process: iron ion transport. NCBI's taxonomy places the organism in Eukaryota, Metazoa, Arthropoda, Insecta, Diptera, Culicidae. The record is from RefSeq and is a predicted model, not a curated record.
AAGCACGGGUCGCGAGUUGGUGGUUGGUUUGGGAUUUGAUCUUUUUUGAGCUGGUGGUUUAGCGCGACGCGACAGUUUUUCCGCGGUGUAUACGCCCUCCUCGUUGAGAAGCUUUCGGUGCGGGUCUUUGGGGACCCUUUCGGAGAGUGUCCUGUUUUUUCCGUGGAUUAACUUCUGAAGUUGAAAAAGUGUGUGUAAAGUGCCGUGUGCGUGUGCCAAGUUAAAUUUUCCUUGUUGCUGCGGAGGAAUUUUCCAAGUUUUUAACAACAACAGUUUCGAUAUGGCCAUAGACUGGCGAAAGAGGGCGGCCCCAAUGUUGGUGGCGGCCCAUGCGGCUUUGAUGUUGCUGCUGCUGAUCGGCCAAGCAGAUGCGGUGCGAGUUUCGCAGACCGGCAGAUCCCGAUUAACAGAUGCCCCAGCAGCGAGCGAUCAGAGCGCGUCCCCAUCCUGGUGGACCUCCCACAUUGCCGACGCCCUGCCCACAUCCAAAAACAACUACUUCCAGGCCACCCAUGGCCUAGUCCAGACACACCCCUCGCUGGGCAAGCUGACUGCCGGAUCGGCACCGCAAACUCUGCCCCUGACGGCCGGAGGUGCCCGUACAUCGGCCAAGGCCAGUCUGGCCAGUGGAUUCCCAUCCAUCGCCAAUCACAAUUCCCGCUCCCCCUUCCGUCAUUUGGAUUUCAGCAGCAGUGCUACCGCCGAGUUGCGCCGCAAUCCCAGCCUGUCCGCUCCGGAUGAGUGUGCCCGUGCUUGCCGCGAAGGAGAACCACCAAGGAUUUGCUACUAUCACUUUACCGUUGAAUAUUAUACCGUGCUCGGAGCUGCCUGCCAGGUGUGUACCCCGAAUGCCACCAACACCGUCUGGAGCCACUGUCAGUGCGUGCUGGCCGAUGGUGUCGAGCGUGGUGUGCUCACAGUGAACCGUAUGAUCCCCGGCCCGAGCAUUCAAGUGUGCGAAAACGAUAAGGUUGUGAUCGAUGUCGAAAACCACAUGGAGGGUAUGGAACUGACCAUCCAUUGGCACGGAAUCUGGCAACGUGGAACCCAAUACUAUGACGGUGUCCCGUUCGUAACCCAGUGCCCCAUCCAGCAGGGAAAUACUUUCAGAUAUCAAUGGACCGGUAAUGCAGGUACUCACUUCUGGCACGCUCACACUGGUCUGCAGAAGUUGGAUGGUGUUUACGGUAGCAUCGUAGUCCGUCAGCCUCCAUCUCGGGACCCCAACUCACAUCUGUACGAUUUCGAUUUGACCACCCAUAUCAUGCUGGUGAGCGAUUGGUUGCACGAAGAUGCCGCUGAACGAUACCCAGGUCGUCUGGCUGUCAACACCGGUCAAGAUCCCGAAUCGCUGCUCAUCAACGGCAAGGGACAGUUCCGUGACCCGAACACCGGCUUCAUGACCAAUACCCCGUUGGAAAUCUUCACCAUCACUCCGGGCCGUCGCUAUCGGUUCCGUAUGAUUAACGCCUUUGCUUCGGUUUGUCCCGCCCAAGUUACCAUUGAAGGACACGGUUUGACCGUGAUCGCCACCGACGGAGAACCCGUGCACCCAGUUCAGGUCAACACCAUCAUCUCGUUCUCAGGUGAACGUUACGACUUUGUCAUCCAGGCCGAUCAACCGGUGGGAGCUUACUGGAUUCAGCUGCGAGGUCUCGGUGAGUGUGGUAUCAAGCGAGCUCAGCAAUUGGCCAUCCUUCGGUACGCCCGAGGUCCUUAUCAGCCCACAUCGCCUCCACCAACCUAUGACGUCGGUUUGCCCCAGGGAGUGGUUCUGAACCCACUGGACGCCCAAUGUAACCGUGUCCGAGAUGACGCCAUCUGCGUUAGCCAGCUGAAGAACGCCAAGGAAAUCGACCGUGCUCUGCUGCAGGAGAAACCCGACGUCAAGAUCUUCCUGCCCUUCCGCUUCUAUCUGUACCGACCAGAGGAACUGUUCCAGCCUAACACCUACAAUCGAUUCUUGGUCGCCCCUACCGGAGAUCACGUCAUCUCGCUGAUCGAUGAAAUCUCAUACCUGUCGGCACCAGCUCCUCUGCUUUCCCAGUACGACGACAUCAACCCGGAACAGUUCUGUAACGGCGAUAAUCGACCGGCCGAUUGUGGCGCCAACUGCAUGUGUACCCACAAAAUUGACAUUCCACUGAACGCAAUCGUCGAAGUUGUGCUCGUUGAUGAAGUUCAACAACCGAAUCUGAGCCAUCCGUUCCAUCUGCACGGGUAUGCGUUCAACGUCAUCGGUAUUGGUCGAUCGCCCGAUUCCAACGUUAAGAAAAUCAAUCUGAAGCACGCCCUCGAUCUGGAUCGUCGCGGUUUGCUGCACCGACAGUACAAUCUGCCUCCACUGAAGGAUACCAUCGCGGUGCCCAACAAUGGCUACGUGGUUAUGCGGUUCCGUGCCGACAAUCCUGGAUUCUGGCUGUUCCACUGUCACUUCCUGUUCCACAUCGUGAUAGGAAUGAACCUGAUCCUGCAGGUCGGCACGCUCGGAGAUCUGCCGCCAGUUCCGCCAAACUUCCCAACCUGCGGCGAUCACUUACCUCCAAUCCAGUAAAACGCCCGUGUUUUUGCGCUAACCAGUUAGAAAAGCAACACAACAGAAAGAAAAAAAAACCUUAACGAGAACCGGACCGUCUCCGGUUCUUGUCUUCUCUAGUGUACUUUUUUUUCUCCUUCUUCUAAUUAGUUAAUGAGAAUAUGCUUACAGGAAUCAGAGAAGUGAUCACAGCGAAUAUUCGAGCGGAAAGCUCCAGGGAUCUGUCCGAGGGAUGAUAGUGGAUACUUUAAAAAAGUACUUUCUUAGCAUAAUUCUCGAACGCGUUCGGUGUUAAGCGCAUUCUUUAGGAUAAAUAUGACAAAACAAAACCCGUGAAAUACUCCCAGCAAACGAAGCAAAAACAAACCACAAACAGCCACUACAUUUGCACCUGCACUCGAACACACUGGCCACGAUUCCAGGCAACGUGCUGGCUGUGUUCAGACUUUCUUCUUAAGAGAUUUUUGUGUUAAUUUAUAGAGUUUUUUUUUCUUUUAGGUAAAUUAAUAGUUAGUUAGAACAAUCGAGAGAAGAAGAUGAGAGAAUCGCGUGCGCAGGAAGCUAAAUAUUGUAGGAAUCAUACACACACAAUGGAGAGCUUCUCACAUUUACCGCAUUCCCUCAACAAACAUGCUGCACACAAGCUAAACUAACAGACUCCUCUCUUUUUUUUUGGUAACCCCCUCAUUUAUAGUUUUGUGCCUCAUCUUUGCAUUUCCCUUCUAUGCUUCCCUGUUCCUUUUUCCAUAUAUAUGUAUAUUUUAGUAACAGCAUUUUUAACCGAUUUUAUGUUCUAGAUUGUAAAGUAUGCCGCCAUAUUUAUUUACUUUAGCAUUUUUUGUGUUUUUUCCUUAACCCCUCACCUUUUUUCUGUACUUACCUGCACUUAGUUUGAUGUCCCAGUUUGAUUUUCUAGCAUUUUAUGUGUAAGAUUCGCAUUGUCGAAGCGCGUACAGCAAAAAAUACGUGUAAAUAUUUAUAAUACUCAUGAAAAUCUUUACCAUUUGUAUUGUAAAAUCGACGACGACAUUCAUUUGCAUCAUUCAGUGUUAGCGCAACGAAACGUACUCUCUGGAGCACCUUUGAAUAGCAAACGUUUCAUUGUUUUUUCCACUUUUCGGAGCAAAAUUCAUCAAAUCCAAUUAUUUUUGUAAAUACUCAAAAUUUAAUAACUAAAUCAAGCACUGCCAUCGUCUGCUAGUCCAUCAAGAUCAUGACCACAAUAACGAAAAAUGUUCAUGAGAGGUACGGAACAUCAAAUGAAAAAAAUAAUACAAACAACAUCUAAACCUCAUUUUCAUCGAAGCCUCAAUCCUCAGCUGAUGAAAACAACACUGCCAAUAGAUAAAUGAUGCAAAUGCAAUUCACCUACAAUUUCUAACUUAGUUUCGUUAAUCGUAUCAGAUUUUAUUUGUAUUAGAAUUUUGUUCGAGUGAUUGAUUACCAUUUUUAAAAAAGCAAGGAUUAUGUUUUCGUGAAAAAAUAACUGCUCCCAUACAAUAUGUAAGCGCGAAAAGAAAAUCGUAGAACCAAUCCGCAGCUACAAAUACCCGACAGCCUGGGAAAAGUGGUGCUCAAUUUAUGGACUAAUAAAUUAAGCACCCACUUCUCCUCAGGCUACGCCCAAAACGAUUUAAGUGUGUAUAAAAUUGUGUAUAUAAAAAAUAA